AUCCUUGGGGUUAGUCCUCUGAAGGACUCCCAUUCCGGUACCUGGUCUUUCUUAGGAGCCUUCAGCUCAGGACCCAGGUAGGGACAAUGUCCCCUGCCAUUGCACUGGCAUUCCUGCCACUCGUGGUAACACUGCUGGUGAGAUACCGGCACCAUUUCCGACUGCUGGUGCGUACAGUCCUGCUGAGAGGAUUUCGAGACUGCCUGUCAGGACUUCGGAUUGAGGAGCGGGCUUUCAGCUAUGUGCUCACCCAUGCCCUGCCUGGAGACCCUGGUCACAUCCUCACCACGCUUGACCAUUGGAGCAGCUGCUGCGAGUACCUGAGCCACAUGGGCCCUGUUAAAGGUCAGAUUCUGAUGCGGCUGGUGGAAGAGAAGGCCCCUGCUUGUGUGCUGGAGCUGGGCACAUACUGUGGAUACUCUACACUGCUUAUUGCGCGAGCCUUGCCCCCUGGAAGUCGCCUUCUCACUGUGGAGCGGGACUCACGUACAGCAGCAGUGGCUGAAAAAGUCAUCCGGCUGGCAGGCUUCGAUGAGCAAAUGGUGGAGCUCAUUGCAGGCAGCUCAGAGGAAGUGAUCCCACGCCUAAGAGCUCAGCACCAGCUGAAUCGUGCAGAUCUGGUGCUCCUGGCACACCGACCUCGGUAUUACUUAAGGGAUCUGCAGCUACUGGAGGCCCAUGCUCUGCUCCCACAUGGCGCCACUGUAUUGGCUGACCAUGUGCUUUUUCCUGGUGCACCCCGCUUCCUACAGUACACCAAGAGCUGUGGUCGCUAUCGCUGCCGCCUUCACCACACCAGCCUCCCAGACUUCCCUGCCAUUAAAGAUGGCAUAGCCCAACUCACCUAUACUGGACCCGGCUGAGGUCCAGGACCUGAGAUAUUUACUAAUACAAUUCCAACCCCAUUCAAGCAGACCUCAGAAUAUCUCGUUUCCCUCUCUGUCUUGUAUCCAACACAUGCUAUGGUCAGGCUGGGGAGGCAUUCUUUUCAACUUUGUCCCCCUCCAACCUCCAUAUUAAUCUGAAGUGUCAAAUUCUAUUAGCCUUUUUGGUCCUACAAGGUCCCCUCAUAGAAAAUCAGGAACUGGAAGCAAGAGGCUUGAGCUGUCAAUUUAGUUAUUGAUUGCUCCCUCCAAGUGAAUCUUUCCCUCCUCUGAGAUUCAGUUUACUCUUAACACUGAGACAGCUGGCUGAAGGGGCUGGAGAGAUAAUUCAACAGUUAAGAGCACUGCCAGACGCUCCCUACCUAAAGGACCUGGGUUCAAUUCCCAGCACUCACAUAGCACAGGCACACAUGUGAUAUACAUACAUACAGACAAAACACUUUUAAGCAUAACAUAAAUAAAUUAAAACAACAA
Mus musculus (house mouse) is the source of this 1358-nucleotide messenger RNA. RefSeq names its product transmembrane O-methyltransferase (gene Tomt). The transcript is spliced from 4 exons. Bases 87 to 863 code for a protein of 258 amino acids. Gene Ontology annotation, molecular function: catechol O-methyltransferase activity; O-methyltransferase activity. Gene Ontology annotation, cellular component: cytoplasm; endoplasmic reticulum. NCBI's taxonomy places the organism in Eukaryota, Metazoa, Chordata, Mammalia, Rodentia, Muridae. Gene Ontology annotation, biological process: catecholamine catabolic process. The record is from RefSeq and is marked validated.